This is a messenger RNA of Menidia menidia (Atlantic silverside), 3766 nucleotides long. NCBI's taxonomy places the organism in Eukaryota, Metazoa, Chordata, Actinopteri, Atheriniformes, Atherinopsidae. The record is from the annotation of a GenBank genome assembly.
CUGCAAGGGAUAAAUAAAGUAAUUCUGAUUUUGAUCACACAUUGAACGUGGGCUGUUCGCAUGAACGGGUGAAGCGCACCACAGUGGGCCUUCGUGUUUCCUCCCGUGUGAACUCUUCGGAGGCUGGGGCUGUCGACAGCCUGCAGGGAGACGACGUCCGUCCCCCUCUGUUGUGGAAAUGAGGAGCGUCUGAGGCCGGGCGCAGCUGACAGGGGGGCCGUACUGACGACAGCAUCCUCCGCCGCCCGGAGGCUCCACUCCACUCCACUCCGCUCCACACCUGACCGACUCCAUCAGACCCACGUAGGAUGGAGCUCGGCGCGCUGCCGGGUUAUCCUGCUGCCACCAUUUCGCUUUUCCUGACACAUGUUCUCCAGACGCCUCUGCGUAAUCGCCUUACCUGAGAUGCUCGUUUCGCUUUUAAACCUGACUAUUAAGCGGAUGGUCCGUGGGAUUUGGAUUUGUAUGUAUUGCGAUCAUUGACUGAUCGGCUCGAGGUGCUUUUUUUUUUUUUUUUUUUUUUUCUGCUCUCCUGGCAAACGCGAGCAGGAGUGGGCUGAUGCGGCGUCGCUGGUAAACACCAGAAAUGGGUGUCAUCGCACCAAGGUCGCCCAUUCCGGCUCCCUCUCGGACCUGAUAUUCGUUUUCCUUAUGAUAAGACAUCGGCAGGAUCCAGGUCUUAAACAUCUACAAGGUCCGACACUGAGCAGGCUUCAGUCAAGCAAACAAAUGGUCCGAUCAAUAGCCGCUGGACAUAGUCUACCAUAGGGAGGAUAUCAAUACCACUUUUAAGGCGCUUCACACGUACACGGGCACACGCGGGCCAUGGCACUGGAAAACUCUGUAUUCCCCUCCCGUCCGGACUCCCUGGCCCUGCCUGUGGAGGAGAAGGGGGAGGGGGAGGACGUGGAGGUGGCCACCGAGGCCACCGCGUCCACCGGCGUCUUCAACCUAUCGGAGGAGCUGGGCCACGUCGUCACCACGGAGACGGAUCCUUCCCCUCCCACCCCGGUUAAGGUCAAGAGGUCAUUCCAGGCCAAGCUGGCCGAGCGGGAGGCCACAGCCAAUCAGCCCCGGAAGAAGCCUCAGGGGACGGAGAAGGAGCGCGGACGGUUCGGGUGGGCCCGGGCUCGGCGUAAGAGGCAGCGCUACGUGGAGAAGAACGGCCGCUGCAACGUCCAGCACGGCAACAUGCGGGAGACCUACCGCUACCUGACCGACAUCUUCACCACGCUGGUGGACCUCAACUGGCGCUGCUCGCUCUUCGUCUUCGUCAUGGCCUACGCCGUCACGUGGCUCUUCUUCGGCGCCAUCUGGUACCUCAUAGCCUACUGCAGAGGUGAUCUGGACCAUCUGGAGGAUGAGACCUGGACGCCGUGCGUAAACAAUGUCAACGGCUUCGUCUCGGCCUUCCUCUUCUCCAUCGAGACGGAGACCACGAUUGGCUACGGCCACCGGGUCAUCACCGACCAGUGUCCAGUGGGCACCAUGCUGCUGCUGCUUCAAGCCAUACUGGGAUCAAUGGUGAACGCCUUCAUGGUGAGCAGAGAGCUGAAGCGAGAGCUGACUCUCAAAAACUCAGAUAUCCUCCGCUGCAUCUUAUUCUGGGCUCCGGGUCGCCGUUUGCUUCCUGGCCCCUCCCCCUUUCCGCAGGUGGGCUGCAUGUUCGUGAAGAUCUCGCAGCCCAACAAACGAGCCGAGACCCUGGUGUUCUCCAAGCACGCCGUCAUCUCCCUGAGAGACGACAAGCUCUGUCUGAUGUUCCGGGUGGGAGACCUUCGCAGCUCCCACAUCGUGGGGGCCAACAUGAGGGCCAAGCUCAUCAAGUCCAAGCAAACCCAGGAGGGCGAGUUCAUCCCUCUGGACCAGACUGAUAUAAGCGUGGGCUUUGAGACGGGCGAUGACCGGCUCUUCCUGGUCUCUCCUUUGGUGAUCUCCCAUGAGAUCGAUGCGAAUUCGCCCUUUUGGGACAUGUCGCAAUCCCAGCUGGAGAAGGAGGACUUCGAGAUCGUGGUCAUUCUGGAGGGAAUGGUGGAGGCCACUGGGAUGACGUGCCAGGCCCGGAGCUCCUACCUGGCGGAGGAGGUGCUGUGGGGCCACCGGUUCAGCCCCAUGAUGCUGCUGGCCGAGGGCUUCUUCGACAUCGACUACGGAGCCUUUCAUCACACCUUUGAGGUGGGCACGCCCUCCUGCUCGGCGCGGGAUCUCUCGGUGGCCGCGGCCCGACUGGACGCUCACCUUUACUGGUCCAUCUCCAGCCGACUGGACGAGGAGCCCACCCUGACCAACCCGGCCGGCAAGCAGCCCGAGAGCGGCACGGCCGACAGCAAGGCGGGGGAGGCCAAGUUCACCGUGGGAGAGAUGACCGACAUCCAGGAGCAGUCUGGACUGGGCGAGCUGAACGGCAGCGUUGCCACCGAUCAAUCAGAAACAGAGGCCUAGAACAGAGAAUGUAAACAGAGACCCUCAGAGACACCCCGGUUAGACGUUAAAGUCCUUUUCUUUAAAGGCAGCUGAGUAGUCCCAUUAGCUCCACAGUAGACGCCAAACCCCAUGUUGCCAUAUGGAAAAAGAUAGUUUAUUAAUAUUUUGUCUUUUCUUUGUAUGUUCCUCUUUGUUUACAAGUGUACUGUAUGCGUACUACAGCCCUUUUGAUUUUUGUGUUAGCUCCAAUCACCUUUGCCUAUAUCUCCUUUAAAACCACGAUACUAUGCUUCAGGUGGGCCGGGCGGCAGAAAAUUGGGCAGCACAGUGUGACAGAAAACGGGGACUCAUCAAGAUGGACAGGCCCAGGAUUAAUCGCAUUUCAAUAGGACCAGUUUAUUUAGAUGCUUUAAUUCCACCUGCACUCUACUAUAAAUUAAUAAGGCGCAACAGAACCAUCAGCAAGGCGGGGGGGGGCAAAGCUACACCAGCUCAUAGAUUAUAAGCCUGCUCUUUAUUUGGCUACCAACUAUAUUUUGGUGCUCAGAAAACGUGUAGAUUACUAUUUUUGUGGCCAAAAUUUUAAGAGGAUUUGUGAAGAUCAGUGCUGGUUUCCUUUCUUUAGGGCAGUCGCCUCGUGACGACUUAGUCUUCAGGAGUUACUCAAUACUAUCAACACUCACAGCAGAGCUCACUUUCCUUGUUCCACUCCAAACUUUAAUGUAAGGUAGGACGUUUGAGGACUGUUGUGUCACGUUUAGAGGCUGUAGCACAAAGGUUGUCUCUCCUCCGUGUACCCCGGCCAGAUAGAAAACCAAAAGCACAACGGCGUCCCGCUCAGUUAGGCCCAGAGUCCUGCUUCUGCUGCUGUGUGGUCAUUUUUACUGGGUGUUUUUCAAAUUUAAAAUCACACACCGAUUAGACAGAAUAAAGUAUGAUAUAUUCCAAAGCGCUGGCGUCUGAUUGUUUUGUGGUUCUGGGAAUACUUUGAGAGAAUUAAGGAAUGGAUGCAUCUGAAAAAAAUGUGUUUUUACACUAAAAACAAAAUGUUGAAUAUCUUUCUCCAAGUUCCCCCUUUUUAUUUCAGUGUUUACAGUGAAAACUAAAAGUUUAAUGACUGAAGUGUUCUUUUAUGUAAGAUUUCUGGUCCCCCCAGAAGAUAAGAACUUUUACUUUAUGUGGGCAGUUGUACAUUUUCAUUAUUUAAAAGCCUAUUUUAAAUUGAACCCAAAGUCUAAAUAGUUUAUAAUAAUAAAGCCUAUGAUUAUUCCAUUCUAUAUAUAAUGUAUGAUAUUAUGUUUUAUUAACACUGCAUAAAGCAGUUCAAAUAAACUGUACCUCC